This is a messenger RNA of Ictalurus punctatus (channel catfish), 1839 nucleotides long. It is a transcript of the gene rab38b, whose product is annotated as RAB38b, member of RAS oncogene family. Gene Ontology annotation, cellular component: lysosome; Golgi apparatus; phagocytic vesicle. The coding region runs from base 116 to 748 and encodes 210 amino acids. Gene Ontology annotation, biological process: endosome to lysosome transport; phagosome-lysosome fusion. Gene Ontology annotation, molecular function: GTPase activity; GTP binding. The record is from RefSeq and is a predicted model, not a curated record. The transcript is spliced from 3 exons. NCBI's taxonomy places the organism in Eukaryota, Metazoa, Chordata, Actinopteri, Siluriformes, Ictaluridae.
GUCACAAGUUGUUCUCCUGCCCCACCCUGCCCAGGGUUUACAGGGUCAUCCGCGGCUGCAUCACUAAACUUUUCACGGGACUCCGAGUGGAGUGACCGCGCAGUCUGCCGCAGCCAUGCAAAGCAGUCAGAAAGAACACUUGUAUAAAAUCCUCGUUAUCGGGGAUUUAGGUGUGGGCAAGACCAGCAUCAUUAAGCGCUAUGUUCAUCAGACGUACUCGACGAACUACAGAGCCACUAUCGGGGUGGACUUCGCUCUCAAAGUUCUUAACUGGGACUCGGAGACUGUGAGACUGCAGCUCUGGGACAUAGCAGGUCAGGAGCGCUUUGGGAACAUGACGCGGGUGUACUACAGAGAGGCCAUGGGGGCGUUCAUUGUUUUUGAUGUCACCAGACCUACAACAUUUGAAGCAGUCACCAAAUGGAAGGAGGACCUGGACUCAAAGUUGACACUUGCCAAUGGCAAAAGCAUUACCACAGUACUUCUGGCCAACAAGUGUGACCAAAGCAAAGACAUUCUGGUUAAUAAUGGUCUGAAGAUGGACCAGUUCUGUCAAGAAAAUGGAUUUGUAGGAUGGUUUGAAACCUCAGCUAAGGAAAAUCUAAACAUCAACGAAGCUGCAAAUUUCCUGGUCAAGCACAUCAUUGCCAGCGAGAAUGAUAUUCUCAAAUCAGUGGUUCCAGACACCAUUUCCCCUCAGCUGACCACAACCACGAAGAUGAGCUGUGCUGCAUGUUUCAAACCCUAACAUCUGGCCAACAGGUGGAUUCAGCCUAAGCAGCCAAGAAGAACUAAAAGACAGAUGUCCUUUUGUCUGUAACCAUAAGACCUAAGUAGGACAUCAAAGAUAAGUGUGUAUGUGUGUGAAUGGAACACAAAGUCCAGAUGUAUGAAUGGGUACUUUGUAAGAUUACAGUUAUUUAUGUGCAACACAAGUCUGGUGUCAGUAUGUGCAGUUUUAAACUUGUGAUGAUUGAUUCCAGAUUGACAGAUAGAGAACAAUUUUGAAACACAGCUGAACAUAGGGAAAUAGUUCCCUUUUUACUACAUUACACAUCUGUCCAGCAAUGUCAUUGUGUUUCGUAUUGAUCUCAUGUGUUUUACAUGUUGGUAUUUGUGUUGAAAUGUAACGAUGCUGUGAUAAACAGAUGUUUUUGAUUAAUUAUUCUUUUUUAGACUUGAGAAUUUGUAUAUUUCUUAAGUACAGAGCAUUUUUAGAUAAACUUUCAACUUUAUGGUGCUUAAAAUUAAGUACUGCAUACCCCCUCUCUCUCUGUCUUUCUCUGUAGCUAUUUCCAUCUAUUUUUUGCAAUUUCCCCAUCUCUGUUUCUCUUUCCUCACUCUUUCUCCAUGCUCCUCAGUGAUUCACUUUCUGACUCACUGCCAUUAUAUAAAUCUCCCAUGAAGCCCCUCUUCAGCACACACUUUUGUUCACAUCUUUAAACAUGGUUAUUGAUCUAAGUUCCUUUCUGUUCCACUGCAUGCUGAGUGCAAACCCUUUGCACUUUUACUUCACACUAGUCUAUUGUCAUCUAUGUGGGAAGUAUUACAUAAAUUGAAAACACUUUAUCCCAAGUAUUAAGUAUAUUUUUAAAAAACAGACAUGUGUAUGUAAAUAUAAAAUGUUUUGUAUUUGGAUAAAUAAUAAUGUUUAUUAAGAUUGGAUGAAUGCAUUGCAUUUUGGACCUAAAAUGGAAGAAAACAGUAAAUGUCUGCUUUGUGUCAUAAUUUAUGCUACUGUUUUAUACUGACAAAUCUUAUGCAUUAUUAUAAUUAACUCUAGUUAGGUUUUUUAUGUAAAUGUAAUCAUUCAAAUACAAUUACUUACUUUGCUUUAUA